AUGGCACCUAGAUUUGUAGGUCCAUUUGAGAUCCUGGAGAGGAUAGGACCAGUUUCUUAUCGACUUGCCCUGCUGCCUAGCCUUACAUGUAUUCAUGACGUAUUUUAUGUUUCUAUUCUUAGAAAAUAUACUCCAGAUUUGAUACAUGUAUUGGAUUGGAAUUCUUUACAGGUCGCAGACAAGCAGCUGGCUUUGGAGCUAGUACAUAUACUGCAACAGUGGACCCUUACCCUCAGGGGUCACACCAAAGAAGAGGUAAGGGUCCAAUGGGAUAGAAAUGAUGAAACUUCAGCUACAUGGGAGGAUUUUGGAAGACUUAGAGCUUCUUACCCCUAUUUGUUUAUAGGAUUCCAAGAGUAA
This is a messenger RNA of Cryptomeria japonica (Japanese cedar), 360 nucleotides long. RefSeq lists its product as uncharacterized. The coding region runs from base 1 to 360 and encodes 119 amino acids. NCBI's taxonomy places the organism in Eukaryota, Viridiplantae, Streptophyta, Pinopsida, Cupressales, Cupressaceae. The transcript has a single exon. The record is from RefSeq and is a predicted model, not a curated record.